Molecule: messenger RNA, 2642 nt
Organism: Canis lupus familiaris (dog)
Lineage: Eukaryota; Metazoa; Chordata; Mammalia; Carnivora; Canidae
Gene: RHBDF2
Product: rhomboid 5 homolog 2
Biological process (GO): regulation of protein secretion; regulation of epidermal growth factor receptor signaling pathway
Cellular component (GO): endoplasmic reticulum membrane
Molecular function (GO): serine-type endopeptidase activity
Source: RefSeq, marked provisional
CAUAGAGUAAAGAAGGGACCAGAACAUGCUCUGAAGACGUCUUCAACAAGACCCAGGAAGCUGUGAGCUCAGCCCAAACUCUGAAGCCGGCCCACCAUGGACUCCACUGACAAGAAUGGUGAGAGCGUCUCCUCCGUGUCCAGCAGCCGCCUGCAGAGCCGGAAGCCGCCCAACCUGUCCAUCACCAUCCCACCACCCGAGGCCUCGGCCCCUGGCGAGCAGGCCAGCAUGCUGCCCCAGAGGCCCAGGAACCCGGCCUACAUGAAGAGCGUCAGCCUCCAGGAGCAGCGGGGACGAUGGCAGGAGGGCAGCUCGGAGAAGCGCCCUGGCUUCCGCCGCCAGGCCUCCUUGUCCCAGAGUAUUCGCAAGGGCACCGCCCAGUGGUUCGGGGUCAGCGGCGACUGGGAGGCCAAGCGGCAGCACUGGCAGCGCAGAAGUUUGCAUCACUGCAGCGUGCGCUACGGCCGACUCAAGGCGUCGUGCCAGCGGGACCUGGAGCUCCCCAGCCAGGAGGUGCCUUCCUUCCAGGGCACCGAGUCUCCCAAACCCUGCAAGAUGCCCAAGAUCGUCGACCCACUGGCCCGCGGCCGGGCAUUCCGCCACCCGGAUGAGGUGGACAGGCCCCAUGCCCCACACCCGCCGCUGACCCCGGGGGUCCUGUCCCUCACCUCCUUCACCAGUGUCCGCUCUGGCCAUUCCCACCUGCCCCGCCGCAAGAGGAUGUCCGUGGCCCACAUGAGCUUUCAGGCUGCCGCUGCCCUCCUCAAGGGACGCUCUGUGCUGGAUGCCACGGGACAGCGGUGCCGGGUGGUCAAACGCAGCUUUGCCUACCCCAGCUUCCUGGAGGAGGACGUGGUCGAUGGGGCAGACACAUUUGACUCCUCGUUUUUUAGUAAGGAAGAAAUGAGCUCCAUGCCCGAUGACGUGUUUGAGUCUCCCCCACUCUCUGCCAGCUACUUCCGGGGGAUCCCACGCUCGGCCUCCCCGGUCUCCCCCGAUGGGGUGCAGAUCCCUCUGAAGGAGUACGGCCGACCCCCCGUCGCUGGGACCAGGCGUGGCAAGCGUAUCGCCUCCAAGGUGAAGCACUUCGCCUUCGACCGAAAGAAGCGGCACUACGGCCUGGGCGUGGUAGGCAACUGGCUGAACCGGAGCUACCGCCGCAGCAUCAGCAGCACCGUGCAGCGCCAGCUGGAGAGCUUUGACAGCCACCGGCCCUACUUCACCUACUGGCUGACCUUCGUCCACAUCAUCAUCACGCUGCUGGUGAUUUGCACGUAUGGCAUCGCACCUGUGGGCUUUGCCCAGCACGUCACCACCCAGCUGGUGCUCAGAAACAAAGGUGUGUAUGAGAGCGUGAAGUACAUCCAGCAGGAGAACUUCUGGAUUGGCCCCAGCUCGAUUGAUUUAAUCCAUCUGGGAGCCAAGUUCUCCCCCUGCAUCCGGAAGGACCAGCAGAUUGAGCAGUUGGUGCUUCGAGAGCGAGACCUAGAGCGAGACUCAGGAUGCUGUGUCCAGAACGACCACUCGGGCUGCAUCCAGACCCAGCGGAAGGACUGCUCGGAGACUUUGGCCACUUUUGUCAAGUGGCAGGAUGAUACGGGGCCCCCCAUGGACAAGUCUGAUCUGGGCCAGAAGCGGACAUCAGGAGCGGUGUGUCACCAAGACCCCAGAACCUGUGAGGAGCCAGCCUCGAGCGGUGCCCACAUCUGGCCUGAUGACAUCACCAAGUGGCCAAUCUGCACGGAGCAGGCCAAGAGCAAUCGCACCGGCUUCCUGCACAUGGAUUGCCAGAUCAAGGGCCGGCCGUGCUGCAUCAGCACCAAGGGCAGCUGUGAGAUCACCACCCGGGAAUACUGUGAAUUCAUGCACGGCUAUUUCCACGAAGAGGCAACACUGUGCUCCCAGGUGCACUGCUUGGACAAGGUGUGUGGGCUGCUGCCCUUCCUCAACCCCGAGGUCCCGGAUCAGUUCUACAGGCUCUGGCUGUCUCUGUUCCUCCAUGCUGGCGUGGUGCACUGCCUCGUGUCCGUGGUCUUCCAAAUGACCAUCCUGCGGGACCUGGAGAAGCUGGCCGGCUGGCACCGCAUCGCCAUCAUCUUCAUCCUCAGUGGCAUCACCGGCAACCUCGCCAGUGCCAUCUUCCUCCCGUAUCGGGCGGAGGUGGGCCCUGCAGGCUCGCAGUUCGGCCUCCUCGCCUGCCUGUUCGUGGAGCUCUUCCAGAGCUGGCAGCUGCUGGAGCGGCCCUGGAAGGCCUUCUUGAACCUGUCGGCCAUCGUGCUCUUCCUCUUCAUCUGUGGCCUCCUGCCCUGGAUCGACAACAUCGCCCACAUCUUCGGCUUCCUCAGCGGCCUGCUGCUGGCCUUCGCCUUCCUGCCCUACAUCACCUUCGGCACCAGCGACAAGUACCGCAAGCGGGCCCUCAUCCUGGUGUCACUGCUGGUCUUCGCCGGCCUCUUCGCCUCUCUCGUCAUCUGGCUCUAUGUCUACCCCAUCAACUGGCCCUGGAUCGAGUACCUCACCUGCUUCCCCUUCACCAGCCGCUUCUGCGAGAAGUACGAGCUGGAUCAGGUGCUGCACUGACGCCUGCCCGGCGGGGUUGGGCCCUGCUGCCUGUCUGCAGCACCCCGCCCCCCAGAGACCCG